Molecule: messenger RNA, 579 nt
Organism: Endocarpon pusillum Z07020
Lineage: Eukaryota; Fungi; Ascomycota; Eurotiomycetes; Verrucariales; Verrucariaceae
Exons: 1
Coding region: 1-579 (192 amino acids)
Source: RefSeq, a predicted model, not a curated record
AUGUCAACAAUUCACCUUGUGCUUGCCCUUGCCCUCGCUUUCACCCGAAUUUCCGCAACCACAACCCAAACCCUCGCCUCUCUGCCCGCCUUCACGCAACAGCGGUCCUGCGCAAGCGCAUGCUUCUGGAACGGCGACCCUGACAACACCAACGCGCAGGACGUCCUUGGUAUUAAGCUCGGCUGCUGCGCAAACAGCGUCACUUGCGAGGACCGUGCAGCGGACUCGUGCUUCUGCCGCGUGGACCUGAGCUCACUGGCUACGAGCUGGCUAAGCACGUGUGCUCUGCAUCAUUGCUCGAGUAAUGCUGUGGAUGUUAGCAGUGCCAUCGGGGUCUACGAUGAGUAUUGCAGGAAUAAGUGGGUUGUUGCGACGGCGACUGGGACUGUGACGAAUAAGGCAACAAGUGCCACGACGGCGGCGGGGACGGCGGUGCAGACAGGGGGACCGGCGUCGGCGGUUACUGUUUACGUGACGAGGUCGGGGCAGAAUGCGGUGUCGAGCAGAUGCUGGGUCUCCUUUUCAUGUAUGUUGGUAAUUAUUGUGUUGGAAUAUCUUGGACGAAUGGCUGGUACAUGA